UUUGAUAACUCCUAAUAAGGUAAGCUAAAUCUAACUCUAUUUCAGACUCAUUAGGUUUGCUUAUCAAGAACGGUAUUUUGCACAGUUUCUUAUUUUAUUUAAAGGUGCGGUGUUUAUUGUGCUCCAGGGAGUUGGGGUACAAUAACAACACCUCAUCCAUGCUAAGGCAUUACCGUGCCUUGCAUGAGAAUAAGGAGGAAACUGGAGCUUCACCCAGCCAUGCCACCAGAAAACAAGAGCUGGAUGAAGCCCUCGUCUCCAUGAUAGUGAAGGACACACAGCCUUUCACUGUUGUGGAUGAUGUUGGAUUCAGGGCAUUUGUGUCCAAACUGGAUCCUAAUUAUGUUAUCCCUACAAGGCAGGCUCUGAAGGCCAUGGUGGAGGCCAAGUAUGAGUUGGCUAAGGAGAAGGCUAAGGCUAAAAUGGAAACGGUGGUUGCUGUUAGCCUUACGUCUGACAUGUGGACAUCCAUCAAUAUGGAUGCCUACCUGGCAGUAACAUGCCAUUUUGUGGGUGAGAAUACCAAGCUCAGUUCAGUGCUGUUAGGAGUGCAGGCAUUCCCCCAAUCACACACUGCUGAAAAUAUAGCUUGUGUGAAAGCCUCCUUGAUGGAGGAAUGGGGAAUCACUAAUAAGGUGACAUUUAUAUAG
This is a messenger RNA of Cyclopterus lumpus (lumpfish), 650 nucleotides long. RefSeq names its product zinc finger BED domain-containing protein 1-like. Bases 159 to 650 code for a protein of 163 amino acids. Lineage: Eukaryota; Metazoa; Chordata; Actinopteri; Perciformes; Cyclopteridae. The transcript has 3 exons. The record is from RefSeq and is a predicted model, not a curated record.